GAGCAUGCGGGGCUGAAAACUGGUUUUCCCGCUUGAUCAUGUGCUGUAAGCUAUUUGUAACGUUGUUAUGGCCGCAUUGUUGCUAAAAUGUCAACGAGGCGCGGUGUGAAUUUCCAUGCUCUUAACAUUCGUUGCUGUGUCAUAUGCUGAGGCCCACCGGACAUUCCAUACCGUCGUCACUCAGCAACGAGUAUGCAUCGACCAGCAGGAGAGCAUCCGAGACGCCACAACAACGGACCCUACCCUAUCCAGCUGCAGCAGUAUGAAUGGCUUCUUCGUCGUUUCUACGCGUCGCCAAUCACGAUGGGCUGCCUCGCCAGCGUCGCGUUGUUCCUUACAGUAUCGGUAGUCUGCAUAUUCAUCGAGCGCGUUCACGCAAAACUUGCGGCGAUUCCUCCGCUUGAGCUGGCGUCUCCUCCCUGGACGUUCUGGCGAGAACGGGCAAUGGACAAUGGCAUGCCACGCAUCCUACUAUGGCACCGAGCCGCGAUGCCAUGCGGUGACACUAACGACCACGGUGCUACGUCCAACGUGACCUACUGCCCGACAAGUGCCGUUGCUGGUCAGCGGUUGGUAACAUGCGAGGUAACGGACAACCGCUCUUGGCUCGAAUCUAGUGACGCCGUCGUGUUUCAAGCGGAACGAGUAAGUCCCGAAGACAUGCCGUCGCGUCGCACUGGCUUCCAGAACUGGGUCCUCUGGACACGCAAACACGUAUGCCCCGUCGGGGGACCAGUGACGCCACAGAACGACUCACGGUUGACCUUCGCAACGUGCGGUCGUACCCACCCGCACGUCCGCACAGACUUCGAUUGGUCCAUGGGUCGCCGGGAGGACUCGGACAUCAAGACGUCUUACAAGUCCUGGCGCUGCGGCGAAGUCGACGGCACCUCCGGAAGCACUAAGAUGGCUGACGUCGCUCGGCGUAACUACGACGCACUCGGCUACUACGGAGACCGGAGGGACGCUGCCUGGAUCGUCGACAAAUGCGACUUUCAGUUGUGUCUACUGUCCAGUAUAAGCGCCGUCCAGCUCGACGUGGCGACGCGGGCAACGACCGGAAGACAACAACAAAACGUAAGCGUCGACCUCAUACCCGACUGCGGACGCUCCAUGUGCGGGUCUCGACGGGAGUGUCUGCGAAAGAUCGCCGCCCACUACCGCUUCGUCAUCAUCUCUACGGACACCGACUGCUUCCACAGCCCGUACGAACUCAUCUACGACGCCUUCGAGUUCGACGUCGUUCCCGUGCUCCUGGCGUCGCCUCGAGAGGCGGUCCGGGUUCCGUCCUUCUCCGUGGUCUACUCCGCCCAGUUCCACGGACUCGGAGACUUGGCCUCCCACCUACGCAUGCUCGCUACGAAUCGGGAGGCCUAUGAGCAGUACUUCCUCUGGAAGGAACGCUGCUCCCACGUUUCCCAAAACUUAGACGACGACGACGUCUGUCCUCUCUGUAUCGCUCUCAACGACCAGGUGUACAACGGUAGUACUCGGUCGUCAGCGGGCUUCUUCUGGUCGUGGAUGACUCGUAAGAGAGUGCGUCCCUGCGAUGCUUGCGCUAGGCGUAUGCCUGGCUUCCACUGGGCCUUUUCUCCGAUUUUCAAGAGUUAUCGCGAUUGGCAGUGAAGACCUGUAUGUUUUAAAAUUCGAACUCUUUUGCAAAAGCGCUUUUUGGCCUGCCCCUUA
Molecule: messenger RNA, 1686 nt
Organism: Rhipicephalus sanguineus (brown dog tick)
Lineage: Eukaryota; Metazoa; Arthropoda; Arachnida; Ixodida; Ixodidae
Exons: 2
Coding region: 193-1626 (477 amino acids)
Cellular component (GO): membrane
Molecular function (GO): alpha-(1->3)-fucosyltransferase activity
Source: RefSeq, a predicted model, not a curated record